Lolium rigidum is the source of this 1655-nucleotide messenger RNA. Its product is annotated as UPF0187 protein At3g61320, chloroplastic-like. NCBI's taxonomy places the organism in Eukaryota, Viridiplantae, Streptophyta, Magnoliopsida, Poales, Poaceae. The record is from RefSeq and is a predicted model, not a curated record. The coding region runs from base 1 to 1215 and encodes 404 amino acids. Gene Ontology annotation, molecular function: voltage-gated chloride channel activity. The transcript has 4 exons. Gene Ontology annotation, biological process: regulation of photosynthesis, light reaction.
AUGCCGGCGCCGCCGCCCCCGAGGCCCUCCCCGCGCCGCCACCACCACCACCACCCAGCUUCCGCCAACCCCACGCGCCACCGCCUCCACAUCGCCCGCUGCUUCCCGGACCAGCUCCCCAAACCCCCAUCCCCGUCCCCAAACCCGCUCCUCUCCCUCCUCACGGCCGUCCCGGACUGGGCGGACGCCGUCUCGGAGCGGCGCAUCCAGGAGCAGCGCCCGCUCUACACGCACGACCAGUGGCGGGAGCACCGCAGCUCGCUGCGGCACCUGCGGCACCUCCUCUCCUCGCUCUCCUCCCGUGUCAUCCUCUCCCUCGUGCCGCCCGUCUCCGCCUUCACCGCCUUCGCCGCCGCCGUCGCCACCUACAACACGCUCGCCCCGGACUACGCGCUCACCGCCUCCUCCCUCCCCUACCAGCUCACCGCCCCCGCGCUCGCGCUCCUCCUCGUCUUCCGCACCGAGGCAUCCUACGCGCGGUUUGAUGAGGGGCGCAAGGCCUGGAUGCGCGUCCUCGCCGGAGCCGCCGAGCUUGCCGGGAUGGUCAUGCAUCGUGGUGGAGACGAGCGUGGGGACGAGGAGACCGGGAGGGGCGCGCUCCUCAACUACAUCCUCGCAUUCCCCGUGGCGCUCAAGUGUCAUAUAACCAGCAACUCUGACAUAAGAAAAGACCUUCAGGGCUUGCUCUCAGAGGAUGACUUGAAUGUCGUUCUAAGCUCAAAACAUCGACCUCGUUGUAUCAUUGAGUUCAUUUCGCAGAGUCUUCAGAUGCUAGAUUUUGAGGAACAUAGGCGGAGCGUCAUGGAGUCUAAACUGUCUUAUUUUCUUGAAGGAAUCUGUGUCUGCGAGCAGAUCAUUGGGAUUCCUGUUCCUCUGUCGUACACUAGACUUACUUCAAGGUUUCUUGUUCUGUGGCAUCUUACUCUUCCAAUAAUACUGUGGAAUGAAUGUAAAUGGAUAGUCGUUCCAGCUACUUUUGUCAGUGCCGCCUCUUUAUUCUGCAUUGAGGAAGUCGGUGUUCUUAUCGAGGAGCCAUUCCCCAUGCUAGCCCUUGACGCGCAGUGCAAGCAGCUCCACGACAGCAUGCAUGACAUGAUGUCGGUGCAAGAUUCGGUUCGCAAGCGACUGGUUGCCAAGACCAAGGCCCGCAGACGCGGUAGGCUUCCACAGAAUGGCUGGCCUAGCUCCAAAGUUGAGCAAGUGAAGGUCGAUUGAGCUGGUAGCGAAUUAUUCAGGAAUGGCAUUCGGAAGCAACCAAGUUGUUCGUUGUCUGUACCAUGCCUUAAUUUCUAGUGCAGUCCCACUUCCAGAUAGAGAUGAUGUGCAACGAACAACGACUUUACAGGUCCAUUUGGUGCAUUCGUUGUGGCUAAGUGGGGGAUGGGGUAAACUCAGCGAAGUAGGAUGAAUGAAGUGGUGUGGUGAGUGAGUGUUGUAGUGUAGUGCAGCUACUGGUCACUUGAGUAGGUAAGGUGUACAAGCAGUAGCAUCUCGUGCAUCUACAAUAAAGAGGGAUGUAGCUCUACCGUGGUUUGUAUAUAGUUUUGGUGAGCUAUGCCUAUGUGUAUCUGUGGAAGCAAUAUUUAGCGUACUGAUAUUCGUAGGAGUUACUUUGUGUUGCGUGUACUAUCAAGGAGUAAUGGUUAACUGGUUCA